Messenger RNA from Salvia hispanica, 513 nucleotides. Its product is annotated as auxin-responsive protein SAUR32-like. Lineage: Eukaryota; Viridiplantae; Streptophyta; Magnoliopsida; Lamiales; Lamiaceae. The record is from RefSeq and is a predicted model, not a curated record. Gene Ontology annotation, biological process: response to auxin.
AUUCACUCACAAUCACAACCAACCAACAAAACUCAAACUCAAACUCAUCUGCAAUUGCAAAAUUCCGAGAAUCAAAACAAAUAAACAUGCAAGAGGAUAAGAAGAUGAAGGUGAAGAAAGGGUGGCUGGCGGUGCAGGUGGGGUUGGAAGACGAAGACGGCGGAUUUCAGCGAUUUUCGAUUCCGAUCUCGUAUCUCUACCAUCCUCUCUUCCAGAAGCUUCUAGACAAAGCUCGCGAGGUCUACGGCUACAACACCGCCGGCCCCUUGAUGCUCCCCUGCUCCGUCGAGGAUUUUCUGCAUCUGCGCUGGCGGAUUGAGAAGGAGGCGGCCAGCCACCACCACCAUCACCACCGCCAUCAGCUGCCCGCGCCUUCUUUGUCGUUUCACUCAUGUUGAGAGAGAGAGAGGAGAGGGGAGUUUUUAUUUAUUAGUGAAAGGCUUCCUCUUUCUUGUAUCAUUAAUUGUGUAUUUGUAGUUGGAAAUCAAUGCCAAAGCUUCAGAUUGUUUACAA